CUUGCGGUGUUUUGUUGGUUAUGUUAACACAUAUUAUACUUUUUUGAAUUCAUAAUGGAUGAUAAGAAUAUUUUCAACGUUUGUAAACAAGCAGGAUGCUGCGACUCGUGUAGUUUGAGAUACUUGGGAUUGAAAAGCUCUACAGUCUACGAAGAUGUGAAGAAAUCUGCUCAAAGGUAUAAAGAAGAAAAGACAGCAGUUUUAGAAAAUGAACAGCCUCCUGAUGAUGCUAAUAAAGUGACAACAGCAGACUCCGACAGUGCACCGCCAGCUAAGAAGAUAAAACUAAGUGUUUGUGUGAUAUGCCUUGGUAUAUUACAGGAAGAAACAUGGGACGACAGCUUUAGUAUGGUCAAAGAAGUCCUGGAGAGGAAAAAAUAUACAAGUAAUACAUUUGCAUGUGCAUUGUCGUCACCAAUUGCAACUAUACUUCGUGAAAGAGCUAUGGCGUUGCGUCUCGAAAAUGAAAUACCUAAUUAUGAUAGCAAUAUUGUGACACCUUUAAAAGAAGCAUGGAAAUGGUCUUUCGGUACAAAAUUAGCACCCGUCAUUGAGAAGAAAUUGGACUCUGGUGCAAUAUCGCCAUUGUUGAUAACAUUCAAUUAUGACUAUUUAGAUGAUUUACAGGAAUUAGAAAUACUUAAAAAAAUAGCUGCGCCAUUGUUCGAGUCACGCCGUCAGCAACACAGGCGCUUUGCUACAGAGUUCACUAGACGUGUAGUGGAGCAAGCGCUAGAGAACGUUACUGUUGAAGCGCUUAAAGCGGCCAGCGAGAGCUGUUGUAUGGCGUCUGUUGAUACUGCUGUUAAAUGUGUCAGUGUUGUUUGUACUCACUCACCUUUGUAUCUUGGAGGAAGAUAUAUAAAGCUAAGUCGAGAUUUGCCGCAGACUCCAUGGAUAUUGUCAGGACGGAGAGUGAUGCCUUCGUCUGUUCAGGAGAUUAUCUUCCAGCCUAUUGCUGAUUUAUAUGGUAUGUCAGAGGCGGAAGCGGAGAGACGACUGAAGUUGAUAGCAGCUGGUCGCGAGGACGUCGACGUGCGUUGUCUCGGACAAGGUCGACCUUUUGCUAUUGAGAUCACAGACCCCCAAAGGCAGUUAACGACAGAGGAACUAGAGAAGGCCUGCAAAUUGAUAGCCAGCGGCGGUGACGUCAUAGUCAAAAAAUUAGUGCCUAUUGUUAAAGAUGAUCUGAUACUGUUAAAGAAAGGUGAAGAAACUAAAACGAAAACUUACGAAGCCAUUUGUAUUAAACUCACGCAUUCGGAAUUUGAUCAGAUAGAUCCAGUUACACCUGUGACAGUGACAGAUGUAGAUAUAGAACGUAUCAAUACAUAUCGUAACACGGCUGAAGGUGAUGAAGCCAGGAUAGAGAUAUCCCAGGCAACGCCAAUUCGCGUACUGCACAGGAGACCUCUGCUCACUAGGACACGACACAUCAUUGAAGUCCACGCUAGUAAAGUACCGGGUUACCCGCAGCUGUUGUUGUUGCGCGUGCGCACGUCAGCGGGUACGUACGUAAAGGAGUGGGUGCACGGCGAGUUGGGGCGAACGCGACCCGCGCUCGCGCACGUGCUCGGCGCGCGCGCUGACUUGCUCGCGCUCGAUGUCACCGCAGUCCACCUCGCAUGGCCGCCCGAACAUGAAUAA
Messenger RNA from Papilio machaon (common yellow swallowtail), 1647 nucleotides. It is a transcript of the gene Pus10, whose product is annotated as putative tRNA pseudouridine synthase Pus10. The coding region runs from base 55 to 1647 and encodes 530 amino acids. The transcript has 11 exons. Lineage: Eukaryota; Metazoa; Arthropoda; Insecta; Lepidoptera; Papilionidae. Gene Ontology annotation, biological process: tRNA pseudouridine synthesis. The record is from RefSeq and is a predicted model, not a curated record. Gene Ontology annotation, molecular function: RNA binding; pseudouridine synthase activity.